Molecule: messenger RNA, 2454 nt
Organism: Suhomyces tanzawaensis NRRL Y-17324
Lineage: Eukaryota; Fungi; Ascomycota; Pichiomycetes; Serinales; Debaryomycetaceae
Gene: GCN20
Product: putative AAA family ATPase
Exons: 1
Coding region: 120-2378 (752 amino acids)
Molecular function (GO): ATP hydrolysis activity; ATP binding
Source: RefSeq, a predicted model, not a curated record
GUUAUAUUUGAUAAGCUACUAACCUGCCUUGCAUUGGCUAACGCAUCCCUGGUGUACUUUUAUUAUUUGUAUUUUCAAGGCACAUUCAAGCAGUUAAUUUGGCUCAAAAACUAAACCUAAUGUCAAACAUCUCCCUUCAAGUUCGUCAGGCCGUGCCUUCGAUCGACCCAAUUGUUGCUGAUUACACUGUUGGCUAUAUCCAGCAUGUGUCUGCCUCCACUGAAGAUAGUGUGGCCUCCCAGCAGGUCAAUAUACCCGAAGAAAUGGACUUUGUGAAAGAUCUUCUUAUGAAUGCAGGAGGUCAACUGGAUAAGAUAGACAAACUCAUUAGCUCAUUGUCAACUACUUUAACUACAAAGCUCCAGGAAAACAUGGCCAAAUUGGAGCUUACGGGUGAUACUUCCAAGAGACUCUUGGACAUCAACGUGUUGCAACAAAACAAUGCCAAGAGAGAUAUCAACUCGUCAUUGGCUUUAUUAAGUGCCAGUAAUGAUAUCGAACAUACUGGUAGAAAGAUGGAAAGUAGAGUUGAUAAGAAGAAGUUGGAGAAACAAGAACGUAAGAUUGCUAAGAAGGUCGCAAAGAGAAACAAUAAGUUUGUCCAAUACGAAGCCUCCAAAUUACUCAAUGAAAGCAAGACUGAAGAUUAUGAUUCCUAUUUCCUUGAGAUUAACCCUCUUGACUUUGGUUCUAGUGCCGGUAAGUCGAAAGAUAUCAAACUUGAAAACUUUGACUUAUAUGUCGGUGAUGGUCAAAGAAUUUUGAGUGAAGCCUCUUUGACUUUAGCAUAUGGUAGAAGAUAUGGUUUGGUUGGUCAAAACGGUAUUGGUAAAUCCACCCUUUUGAGAGCAUUAUCAAGAAGAGAGCUUAAUGUUCCUAAGCAUAUUACUAUUUUACAUGUGGAACAAGAAAUCAGAGGUGAUGACACACCUGCAUUACAAAGUGUGUUGGAUGCCGAUGUGUGGAGAAAGACAUUGAUCAAAGAAGAGCAAAAGAUCAACGAAAGAAUUACAGAAAUAGAGAAAUUGAGAGCAGAGUUUGAAGAAGGUUCUAGUGAGGUGAAAAAAUUGGAUCUUGAAAGAGAGGACUUGGAUACCCAUCUCCAAGAAGUCAAUGAGAAAUUAAACGAAAUGGAAUCUGAUAAGGCUGAAAGUAAGGCUGCUGCCAUCUUGUUUGGUUUAGGUUUCACCAAGGAAACCCAGAACUUACCAACCAAGUCCUUCUCUGGUGGUUGGAGAAUGAGAUUAUCUUUGGCUAGAGCGUUAUUCUGUGAGCCUGACUUGUUAUUGCUUGAUGAACCAUCUAAUAUGUUGGAUGUUCCAUCCAUUACCUACUUAGCAAAGUACUUGCAAACCUACGAAUCUACUGUGUUAGUAGUCUCGCACGACAGAGCGUUCUUGAACGAUAUUGCAACGGACAUCAUCCACCAACACUCGGAGAGAUUGGACUACUACAGGGGUGCUGAUUUCGACUCUUUCUACUCUACAAGAGAAGAAAGAAUCAAGAACCAACGUCGUGAAUAUGAAAAUCAAAUGGCCUACAGAAAGCAUUUGCAAGAAUUUAUUGAUAAGUUCAGAUAUAAUGCAGCCAAGUCUUCUGAAGCUCAAUCCAGAAUUAAGAAGUUGGAGAAGUUGCCUCUUCUCGAAGCACCCGAAGACGACAAGGUGGUCACCUUCAAAUUCCCUGAUCCAGAAAAGCUCAGUCCUCCUAUCUUACGAUUACAAGGUGUCACUUUUGGUUAUACUCCCGACAAGAUUUUGCUUCGGAAUGUUGAUAUGGAUGUGCAAAUGGAUUCUAGAAUUGCAUUCUGUGGUGGUAACGGUACCGGUAAGACCACCUUAUUGAAGCUUAUUUUGGAUCAAUUCCAACCAUUGGACGGUUUGAUCACCAGAAACGGUAGAUUAAGAAUCGGUUACUUUGCCCAACAUCACGUUGACUCCAUGGACUUGACGACUUCUGCUGUUUCCUGGAUGUCCACUGCAUUCCCAGGUAAGUCUGAUGAGGAAUACAGACGCCAUUUGGGUUCCUUUGGUAUUACUGGUACUCUUGGUUUGCAAAAAAUGGAGUUACUUUCUGGUGGUCAAAAGUCCAGAGUUGCAUUUGCCGCCUUAUGUUUAGCGCAACCACAUAUUUUGAUUAUGGAUGAACCUUCCAAUCACUUGGAUACCCAAGGUUUAGAUGCUCUUGCCAACGCAUUGUGUGACUUCAAGGGUGGUAUCUUGAUGGUUUCGCACGAUGUGACCAUUAUCGACAAGGUUUGUAACGAAAUUUGGGUCAGUGAAGAAGGUAGUGUCAAGAGAUUCCCUGGUAAUAUCCACGACUACAAGAAGCACAUCUUGUCUAUUGCCGAUGCUGCUGGUGUUGUCAGAAAGCAUUGAUCAGCUAGUUCUUCGCAUCAUAUAAUUAGGUUAGGUUAAAUAAGAUACUGUACUAAAUGGGAAACCCACGAACCGG